AACUUAUUGACUCCUACUUUGAAUCCAAUUGAUUAUGCUCCAUUUAUAACCACAUCCAGCUUUCCUUGUUUCCCAUUAUCAAAUUCCCAUCCACAGAACUGGCAGAUCUGAAUAUCUAAUUUUCAUUACAACAUAUUUUCAGACAUGAAAAUUCUUUCCCAGGCAGGUACCUUCUUUUGCCAUUCCAAUAGAGCUUCAAGGAAGGAAAGCAGCAGGAAGGAGAAGAAGAGUGAAAGGUUUGGGGAGAAGAAGAAGAGGAUGAUUAUUGUUAGCAGUAUAAGGUGUAAGGCUCUUUUGAUGGCUAAAAUGAUAUCUUGGAGGAAGGUUGUAGCAGAGGAUGGUGAUGAUGGAGCUGUAUGGAAGAGAAAUAUUGUCAAAGGGCAAAAAUGUCAGCCGUGGGAUUUUUCAGGCCAGAUUUCAUACGAUUCCAACGGUGUUCGGGUUUUGGGUUCGCAUUAAGCCGCCCGGCCGACCGCCGGCCGGAAUGAUGUACGGUAGAUAAAUCCCCACUCUCUGGGUUGCAAGCAUUUUAAAUUGAAAAUAGGGAAGUCCUUAAAGUUUGUACGGUAUGUUUGUAUGGUGUUUUUGAAGUUAUAAGUUUUUCUUUAGAAGUUAAAUUACUUAAAUACGGUAAUUAAAAGUAUUGUAAAACAAAUACUUCAUCAUUAUUUUAAGGGGUGUCCUCAAGUAAGUUAUUCAUAAGAUUUUACAUGAUUGAGAUUUGAUGGAUUUAUAU
Cuscuta epithymum is the source of this 736-nucleotide messenger RNA. The record is from the annotation of a GenBank genome assembly. NCBI's taxonomy places the organism in Eukaryota, Viridiplantae, Streptophyta, Magnoliopsida, Solanales, Convolvulaceae.